Rubroshorea leprosula is the source of this 3927-nucleotide messenger RNA. NCBI's taxonomy places the organism in Eukaryota, Viridiplantae, Streptophyta, Magnoliopsida, Malvales, Dipterocarpaceae. The record is from the annotation of a GenBank genome assembly.
AAAGAAGAAGUUAUUUCCGUUUCAUUUUGAUCUCCUCUUCCCUAGGGUUUUUACUCUUUUUUUGUUUUUGUUUUUUUUUUUUUUCUCUACUCAUAAUCCUUAAUUAGCAUAGACGGUUUUAUUUUUUUAAUGGGUAAAAAAGAAAAAAGAAAUCUUUUGUUUUCUCCUGCUUGCUUCUUCACUUCUGAGCGUUCUCAUAUUUUUGCUUCUUUCAGGUAGUCUGUGUGGCUUUGGGAAUUCGGAGUCAAUUGGGUUUUUGUUUCUCUAAGCAGCCGGGACUGUGGUCAUUGAUGAAUUUAGGGUUUUCUUCUUCGAAAGUUAUUGCCUUUUUCGUUUUGGCGGGUUUUCUAAAUUCGUAGUGGAAGAAGCUGAAAUUAUUACGUUCGUAGAAGAUGAUUGCAGAGAAACCUAGUUGGGUUAGGCAUGAGGGAAUGCAGAUUUUCUCCAUUGAUGUUCAGCCAGGUGGGCUGAGGUUCGCUACUGGUGGAGGUGACCACAAGGUUCGAAUAUGGAACAUGAAAUCUGUCAGCAGGGACUUGGGAAAUGAUGACACCUCACAGAGGCUUCUUGCAACCCUGCGUGAUCACUUUGGAUCUGUCAACUGUGUUAGGUGGGCUAAGCAUGGUCGAUAUCUUGCAUCAGGAUCUGACGAUCAGGUGAUUUUGGUUCACGAGAGAAAGCCUGGAUCUGGAACCACUGAGUUUGGUAGUGGAGAGCCCCCAGAUGUUGAAAAUUGGAAAGUUGUGAUGACUCUACGAGGACAUACUGCAGAUGUGGUGGAUCUUAAUUGGUCUCCAGAUGACUCGAUACUGGCCAGUGGGAGUUUGGAUAAUACAAUCCAUAUAUGGAAUAUGAGCAAUGGCAUCUGCACUGCUGUACUUAGGGGCCAUUCCAGCCUUGUUAAGGGAGUUGCCUGGGAUCCAAUUGGGUCCUUCAUAGCGAGUCAAUCUGAUGACAAGACCGUCAUUAUAUGGCGAACAAGUGACUGGAGUCUUGCUCACAGAACAGAAGGUCACUGGGGAAAAUCGCUUGGAUCGACAUUCUUCAGGCGGCUUGGAUGGUCCCCCUGUGGCCAUUUUAUAACUACGACUCACGGUUUCCAAAAGCCAAAGCAUUCUGCGCCUGUUCUAGAGAGAGGAGAGUGGGCUGCCACAUUUGACUUCUUGGGCCACCAUGCCCCCAUUAUAGUUGUGAAGUUUAAUCACUCAAUGUUCAGAGCCAAUCCUGGGAAUGCACAGGAAGCCAAUGGGUGGGCUAAUGGGGCCACCCGCACUCAGCCUGGAGGGAGAGAAUCACAGCUGUACAAUGUCAUUGCUAUUGGAAGUCAGGACCGGACUAUAACUGUAUGGACAACUGCAAGUCCACGUCCUGUCUUUGUUGCCAGACAUUUCUUUAGUCAGAGUGUUGUUGAUUUAUCCUGGAGUCCUGAUGGCUAUUCACUGUUUGCCUGUUCCUUAGAUGGGACAGUGGCUAUGUUCCAUUUUGAGGAUAGAGAACUUGGGUACAGGCUGAGUGAUGCUGAACUUGAUGAGCUAAAGAGAAAUCGUUAUGGUGAUGUCAGAGGCCGACAAGCAAAUUUAGCAGAGAGUCCAGCACAGUUACUGCUUGAAGCAGCCUCAGCCAAGCAAACUGUGAGCAAAAAAGUGGCUCCAGUCAUUCAGGAAAAUCAGACGCCUUUAAAGUCCUCUGUUGAUUUGGUGGUUCCAAACAUAUCUUCUGAUGCUCAGAAUGAUGAUGGGAAGAAGAUUGUGAGUCCUGGGAGUGAUGGGUUAAGUAAAGUGGCGACCUCAUCCAGGAUUUCUAGUCCUGUGAAACAAAGGGAAUAUAGACGCCCUGAUGGCAGAAAGAGGAUCAUUCCUGAAGCAGUUGGAGUGCCUACUCAGCAGGAUGGUAUAACUGGUGGUGCCCAAUCUCAAGCUCUAGAAGUUCCUGUUGUGACAUCUGAUCAUAGAAAGAAUGAUAAUGGGGCGAUUCCUGCUGAUGGUGGUGUGAGAGAAACUCCUGUCAGGGGAAUGCUGGGCCGAAGCUCUGACUUAAAGGAGCGUUCAGGCAUGACUGCCAGGGCUACUGUUACAGAGAGCCUGGUCAUUGAGAAAGUUCCAGCUUCUGCUGACCGAGAUGGAAGCAUCAAUGUAGAACACUCUGGGAGUAUUAAAUCUUCAGGUGCUAUGCCUGCUUCUACUAGAGCUCUUUCAAUUAGAGUUUUUGACAAAAAGGAAGGUGAAGCUGCCGUGCCAGUUUGCUUGGAAGCUUGCCCUAGGGAACAUGCUGGAAAUGACCUUGUUGGAAUGGGCAAUGCAUGCGUGAUAAAAGAAACAGAAAUUGUUUGCACAAGGGGGGCUGAAACCCUUUGGUGUGAUAGGAUCUCAGGGAAGGUGACUGUUUUAGCUGGAAAUGCAAACUUCUGGGCUGUUGGAAGUGAAGACGGGUGUCUACAGGUUUACACCAAGUGUGGAAGACGUGCCUUGCCAACAAUGAUGAUGGGAUCUGCAGCAACUUUUAUAGAUUGUGAUGAGAGCUGGAAGUUAUUACUUGUUACAAAGAAAGGAUCCUUAUAUUUGUGGGAUCUUCUUAACAGAAACUGUCUCCUUCAUGAUUCUUUAGUGUCUCUGAUUACUUCUGACCAUAACUCAACUUCCAAGGGUGCAGGGACAAUUAAAGUUAUAUCUGCAAAAUUAUCGAAAUCUGGUUCUCCACUUAUUGUCUUAGCCACACGGCAUGCAUUUCUUUUCGACAUGAAUCUCAUGUGUUGGUUGAGGGUUGCAGAUGAUUGCUUCCCUGCAUCAAAUUUUUCUUCUUCUUGGAAUUUGGGUUCAAUUCAUACUGGUGAGCUGGCUGCAUUGCAGAUUGAUGUAAGAAGAUAUUUGGCGAGAAAGCCAGGUUGGAGCAGGAUAACAGAUGAUGGAGUUCAGACACGUGCUCAUUUGGAAGCUCAAUUGGCUUCUGCUUUGGCUCUGAAGUCUCCUAAUGAAUAUCGGCAAUGCCUUCUGUCCUACAUUCGUUUCCUAACAAGAGAAGCAGAUGAGUCUCGUUUACGAGAAGUUUGUGAAAGUUUUCUUGGGCCACCAACUGGCAUGGCAUCAGAUUCAGAUAAUCCAGCUUGGGAUCCCUGUGUGCUGGGAGUAAGGAAGCACAAGCUUUUAAGAGAAGACAUUCUUCCAGCAAUGGCAUCAAAUAGAAAAGUUCAGCGGUUGCUUAAUGAGUUUAUGGAUCUUCUCUCUGAAUAUGAAAAUGCAGAAAGUAAUAUUGACCAAAAGCAUUUCUCUCCUCCAGUUACAAUUCAAGCAGCUACUGAUGAGAUCAAUUCUACCCUGCCAGCAGCAACCGAGCAGAUCAAUUCUACUGCACCAGUUGCAACUGAUGAGAUCAAUUCUACUCUGCCAGCAGCAACCAAUCAGAUCAAUUCUACACCAUCAGCUGCUGAUAAAAUUGAUUCUUCUGCUCUUCCAACAUAUCAUAACAAUGAUGUGUCCCUUCCUACAGAUCAAGCAAAUACUACAACAGCAACAGAUCAAGUGAACUCAAGCCCUCAAUUGACAGAUCAAGUUAAUGAGGCUCCAUCACCAAAGGAUGCCAGUGUAGUUCAUGCCAGAUAACAACGCAUGCUAACUAUUGCACUCAUGGAGCAUAGUGACUAGAGAUCCUCCAUUUUACCGCCUGACUGACUGUCAUCUCUCAUCUUACUACUGCUCGAAAAGGGGUUGAUUAUAAUUGAAAGCAUCUGGGAAGACACCCUAAUCUCAUUGAAUCUUCAGCUGUGCAGUCAUCCAUGACUUGCAAUCCAGGCCGGGCAGUACCUACUUGAUUGCUAGCUGGACCUGAAGUUAAUAGGGCUUUGUAUCUAGGCCUACGCCUGAAUUAAUGACUCUGAUGAGUGACAACCAGCCCAUAAGCUCAUGCAUGAACCGAUAAAUGUAAAGUGAAGAU